AUGCAGAAUCCAGUUUCUAGAUGGCACAUUUGCGAAGGUUCAAUUAAUAGCAUAGCUUUCUCUUCUGAUGGGGUCUAUGUAGCAACUGUUGGAAGGGAUGGUUACCUGCGAGUUUUUGACUACAAAAACGAACAGCUUAUAUGUGGUGGAAAGAGCUAUUAUGGUGCACUAUUGUGUUGUGCUUGGAGCAUUGAUGGAAAAUACAUUCUCACUGGCGGCGAGGAUGACCUAGUUCAAGUUUGGAGUAUGGAAGAUCGAAAGGUUGUAGCAUGGGGUGAGGGACACAGCUCAUGGGUUAGUGGAGUGGCAUUCGAUUCAUAUUGGUCUGCACCAAAUUCAGAUGGCGUUGUGGAGAAUGUCGUAUACCGUUUUGGUUCUGUUGGUCAGGACACACAAUUGCUUCUAUGGGAUCUUGUAAUGGAUGAGCUUGUUGUGCCAGUGCGCCGCCCCUCAGGUGGAUCUCCGACUUUUAGUACUGGAAGUCAGUCGACUCAUUGGGACAGUGGUUUCCCUGUUGGUUUGGCUCUCACUCAAGAAUCCAUUCUCACAGUUGGCCGAGAGGGCCAUAUAAAAAUUUGGAUGAGACCGUGUUUUGCUGAAAACCAACAAGUUCGAAGGAAAAACCAUCAUUAA
Molecule: messenger RNA, 633 nt
Organism: Fraxinus pennsylvanica
Lineage: Eukaryota; Viridiplantae; Streptophyta; Magnoliopsida; Lamiales; Oleaceae
Source: the annotation of a GenBank genome assembly